Anoplophora glabripennis (Asian longhorned beetle) is the source of this 2103-nucleotide messenger RNA. Its product is annotated as nose resistant to fluoxetine protein 6-like. NCBI's taxonomy places the organism in Eukaryota, Metazoa, Arthropoda, Insecta, Coleoptera, Cerambycidae. The transcript has 10 exons. Gene Ontology annotation, molecular function: acyltransferase activity, transferring groups other than amino-acyl groups. Bases 1 to 2103 code for a protein of 700 amino acids. The record is from RefSeq and is a predicted model, not a curated record.
AUGUUAACGACAGUUCUCUUCGCGGCGUGCUGUGCGCUCUUGGUGUCCGCCGAAGAAGAUGGAUAUCCCAAGAACAACUUCGAUUUGUUCCCCGAACUUCCAGUGGGAAUCGUCGAUACCAACAACUUCGUUUGCAGGGAACACAGUAGGCUGUACCUGGAACACCUGAAGAAUCAGAGUCUCUGGGCCUAUGAGAUGUACGAUGCUACUGCCAAAUCGGUAACCGGAAUACUAAGAGGCAGCAUAUUCCAGUUCGGACAGUUUGAAGAAUGCUUAACGUCCAAAUCACCAUUUCCCACUCAGUAUUGUCUGACUACCGUAACAGCAAAUGUGCCGACGUCAGACCCACCACGAGAUCCGAAAUCCCUAUCCUAUAACGGAAAUGAGUUGAUUCUUCGAAAGAUUUACGAUAAAAAAGACCCUUCACAGCAGUCAGAAAACGUUGUCCUGUUAGGCUGGUGUGUACCUGCGUCCUGCACUCCAUCUGAUCUUCAGAACUAUCUCAACAAUUACCUGGAUAAAGUUGAUUUUCCGCUGAAAAAGGAAAACGUGACGUAUUCUUCUUACCUUGAUGAAAACUUUUGUCAGAGGGAAGAAGAGAAGAGUAAUUAUGAUCACGUGGAUAUAUCAUUUUGUUUGGUCGCUGGGAUAAUUGUUAUCCUCGUUAUAUCCUCAACAGCGUAUGAUGUAUUAAGGAACGUCGCACAAGACAAAUUAAAAGACAGAACACCGCUCACCGUCCUGGCAUCAGCAUUUUCCAUAAAAAACAACUACAAGCUACUCUCAAAGGCUGACGAAUCAAAUCCCGCUCUCCAAACUUUAUAUGGCAUGCGAGUGUUCUGUAUUCUGAUGAUAAUUAUGGACCACAGAUUCGGCACUCAUCUGUCGUCCGGCGUGUUGAAUUUUGAUAUAGUCGAAGAACAAUACCGAUCCACAAUGGGAACCUUAUUCUUCCAUGGUGACCUGUUCGUAGAUUCCUUCUUCGUCCUAAGUGGUCUUCUAGUGACGUACUGCCUACUAGUUCAUUUCAAUAAAAAAGCUGCUAACCCGUUUCUAAUAGUAUUCAUGAGAUACGUCAGACUUACACCUAUAUACGCCUUCGUUAUAUUCUACUAUGCCACUUUGUUAAAUCAUACUGGGUUUGGACCAAUGUGGAAGGUAAUAGUAUCAUCAGAAGUUAACGAUUGCAGAACAAACUGGUGGACAAACUUGCUCUAUAUCAGCAACUACGUCAACACAGACCACAUGUGUAUGGUGCAUUCCUGGUACCUCCCAUGCGACUUCCAUUACUUCAUAAUAGCCGUCUUCUUGUGCAUGGCCAUACAAAAACACAAGAAGGUGGGAGUUAUCCUGCUAGGUGCUAUAACCUUUCUAUCUGUACUGAUUCCUUUUGUUAUUGGGCUAGUCAACAUGCGGCCUGCUGUGUUGUUCUUUUAUCCAGAAUUCCUCCGAGCUCCGAAGCUACAUCCUGACUUUUUGCUUAGCUACUCAAAGUCGCACACAAGGGCGUCGCCAUAUUUCGUUGGUAUGAUCGCCGGGUAUAUAUUCUACAGGAUGAAAGGGUCUGAGAAGUGUUUGAAAGAAAGAUACUCCCACAUAAUUUUCACAGUAUCCCUGACUGUCAUGAUUGUAACCCUCCUUACUGGGGUAAUAUUCUACAACCCUUACUACGAGUACAAUGCCGUUGAAUCUGCGAUGUACUCGGCUAUGCAUCGAGCCCUUUGGUCAGUGGGCAGCGUAGGAAUUUUAUACGUGGCCAGCUACGGGCACGCAAAAUUCGUCUACAACUUCUUGUCAUGGAAACCGUGGAUUCCCCUCAGCAAGCUCGUCUAUGGGGCCUAUUUGGUGCACAUGCAGUUCCAGCUGAGGACGGUGGCUAGGAAGGGUGGAGCUGAUGUCGUAACAUACUUUGAUGUGAUAAGUUUUUCUCUGUCAGACAUCUGCCUCGCGUUCGCAACCGCUUUCCUGUUAUACUUAGCCGUUGAAGCGCCGUUCAGGAACGUAUUCGCCUUAUUGUUGGGCCCUCCCAAAGAGACGCACAAACCGAAAUCGUCAGACAAUCAGGAAAGCGUCAGUGAUUCUACCUGUGAUAGCCAUUUGUGA